AUGUGGCUAAUCAACACGACGACACUCAACCUUGAAUGCUUUAUGUUUCCUAAUGUCCCCCAGUAUGAAAUUCUGUCUCACACUUGGGGUGAUGAGGAAGUUAGUUUCCAGCAGUUCAUUAACCUGGAGGAGGCGAAGAUGAAAGGUGGUUUCGCGAAGAUCGAGAAGACUUGUCAACUUGCCAAAGCGAGUGGCAUCAAAUACGCUUGGGUGGAUACUUGUUGCAUUGAUAAGCUGUCAAGCGCCGAGCUCUCUGAGUCAAUCAACUCUAUGUAUUGCUGGUAUCAGCGGGCACACGUAUACUACGCGUUCCUGAGCGAUUGGCGACCAGAAUAUGACUGGGUUGACAUGAAGUCUCUUAAGGAUAGCGAACUGAACAUCGAAGACCCUGCCUAUGAAAGCGCUGGUUCAGAUCCCUCAGCUCGCCCUCUCAGGUGGUUUACCCGGGGGUGGACGCUUCAGGAACUCAUUGCGUCAACCAAGAUAGAGUUCUACGAUCGUACCUAG
Molecule: messenger RNA, 507 nt
Organism: Glarea lozoyensis ATCC 20868
Lineage: Eukaryota; Fungi; Ascomycota; Leotiomycetes; Helotiales; Helotiaceae
Exons: 1
Coding region: 1-507 (168 amino acids)
Source: RefSeq, a predicted model, not a curated record